Molecule: messenger RNA, 1982 nt
Organism: Drosophila gunungcola (fruit fly)
Lineage: Eukaryota; Metazoa; Arthropoda; Insecta; Diptera; Drosophilidae
Product: sterol O-acyltransferase 1
Exons: 2
Coding region: 164-1870 (568 amino acids)
Biological process (GO): cholesterol homeostasis; cholesterol metabolic process
Cellular component (GO): endoplasmic reticulum membrane
Molecular function (GO): cholesterol O-acyltransferase activity
Source: RefSeq, a predicted model, not a curated record
UCACGGAUUUGAAAACAACACAGAAGCGCAAGCGACGCGAGCAUUGUGCAAACUGGCGUCAACGGGGGCAGUCGCUCAGAUCGGUUGAGUAACGCGUCUAUAAAAUUGACCAGUUGACCAGUACUAAAGCCCCAGAACAAAGGACUAAUUUAAGGCUUCAGCGAUGGCCGCGGAACAGCAGGAAAAAAGAAGUGCGGAGGAGGCACCGGAUGCCAGGUUGCCGGAACUCAACUUUGUGCGCGACAAACUGCAGAAGUUCCAGUCCACAAUGCUGCGAGAUUUCGAGCAGCGGCUAUCCUGCAUGGUGGAGGAUGUCCUCCAGGACCUCCGGCAACGGGAGCUACGCGCCCACGAAUUCCCCAAUUUCGAGCGAUCGGAUCGGAAGAGCACCUGGCACAAUCGCGUGACCAGUGAGGCGCCCGCGGACGUCAGCGAUUCGCCAAAUGGUCAUGCAAAUGGAAAUGGCACAAAUCCAAGGCCGGCAGCGGCACAGCUCCAACCCGAAAAAUCCGGCCAAAAACAGCGACGACGACAACUGCCCGAAAAAGUCUUCGUCGCCCGGGAAUCGUACCUCACCGCUCUGCUGCAGGUGGAGCACAUGCGCACCAUCUACCACAUUUUCUACAUUAUUCUGGUCAUGUUUCUGCUGAACGUGAUCUGCUACGAUUACUUCGUGGAGGGGCGGAUCGACCUGGGUCUGGGCACUGUCCGGGGCGGAUUGCUCCGCCUCCACUGGGUGAUGGGCGUGUGGCUGCUGGAGCACGUCUUCGUCCUGGCCCUCUACUUCGCCUUCCGCGGAUGGGCGCUGGUCAGGCACAAGCUGAAACCGCACAGUGCUCUCCAGAGCUUUUGGUCGCACAGCUGCCUCAUCCUGUACAUCAGCUCCCAGCUGGUGUUCUGCUUCGUGUCCACAUCCCUCUGCCUGAAGUUCAACCUGCCCUUCGUGAGUGGCUGUGUUUUGCUGCUGGAAAGCACUAGACUUCUGAUGAAGAUGCACGCCUUUGUGAGGUACAAUGCAGAGCGGGUUUUGAGAGGGAAGCUCAAGAAAGAAGACGCAGAGGAGGAGGAGAAGGAGGAGGCCACUGGCAGACCUUUUGUGCCACCGCUGAGCUGCUACACUUACUUCUUGUUUGCCCCCACGCUUAUUUACCGCGACAGCUAUCCGCGCACCUCGCACAUCCGCUGGAAGUUCGCCCUGAACCGCCUCCUGGAGGUGGUGGCCAUAGCCUUCCUCUACGCCUUCAUCCACGAGCGACACAUCCACGAGCACUUUGGGCAAUACGGCCUGGAGCCAAUGGGACCCUCGCAGCUGAUCCUCAAGCUGUUCGGCAUGAUGCUGCCCAGCGCUGUGAUCUUCCUGUGUGGCUUCUACCUCAUCCUCCACUCGUGGCUAAACUUCACGGCGGAGCUGCUGCGCUUCGGCGAUCGAAUGUUCUACAAGGACUGGUGGACGUCGCACACCUACGACGGGUAUUACAGAAAUUGGAACGUGGUGGUGCACGACUGGCUGUACGAGUAUGUGUACAAGGAUAUGUACAGUCAUGUGUUCCGCGGCUCCAAGGUGGCCGCCUCGCUGUCGGUGUUCAUGAUAUCCGCGCUGGUGCAUGAGCAGGUUCUAGGCUUCGCCCUGCAAAUGUUCUUCCCGGUGAUGUUCUUCUUUUUCGGCGUAGUCGGGGUGGCCUUGGUGUUCAUCAUGCGAAGUGCUCCCAAAGUGCUUGGCAACAUCUUCCUGUGGUUUUCGCUCAUCCUGGGAAAUGCCUCACUAAUCUCGCUGUACGCCAUGGAGCACUAUGCGCUGAAGAACUGCAAUCUGAGCUACCGGAGCUGGACGGAUCACCUGUUGCCGGCGGUGUGGCGCUGCUACAAUUAGUCAAUUAAAAUCAAUCACUACUGUUUAACUGUCUGUACAGUGCGUACACUGGGGGCGUACGCAUCGAUUUGUAUUUUAGGUAAAUAAACUUAAUGAAAUUAACAAAAACGUC